Leptosia nina is the source of this 1089-nucleotide messenger RNA. The record is from the annotation of a GenBank genome assembly. Lineage: Eukaryota; Metazoa; Arthropoda; Insecta; Lepidoptera; Pieridae.
AUGUCUCAAAGGGAUACAGCGAUUCAUCUUGUGGCCGGAGGGGUAGCAGGAACAGCAGGAGCUGUUGUAACAUGUCCUUUGGAGGUGGUGAAAACUCGGCUUCAGUCCUCUAAGGGAGUAGGAAUCCCUCCACCACCUCCCUCAUCUAAUGCAACAAGUUCCAAAAGAGUCUGCUCAAAAAUACCUAAACACCAGGAGGCCAAAUGGGGCUACCGCCGCACCAUGGGCGCUAUGUUCGCGUACAGCAAGCAAGCAGAUCGCAUGCUGAUGUCGUACAAUUACCAGGUGCAGCAGUGCGCGCGCGCAGGCCACGCCAGGACGGCGCAGAGGAUGAGCCUUAUUCAGUGCAUCAGGUAUAUCGUGAAGAAUGAAGGGGCGAGGGCGCUUUUCAAAGGCUUAGGCCCGAACAUAGUGGGCGUCGCUCCGUCCAGAGCCAUCUAUUUCUGCACAUACUCGCAGGCGAAGGCCAUUCUCAACCAGCACAUAUCUCCAGACACUCCAAUCGUGCAUCUGUCGGCGGCCAGUGCAGCCGGAUUUGUCUCUUGCACUUUGACAAACCCGAUAUGGUUCGUGAAAACGCGUCUUCAACUGGACGGACAAAACAUCACGGCGCUGGAGUGCAUCAAGAGGAUAUACGCGAAGCACGGUAUAAAGGGCUUCUACAAGGGCAUAACAGCUUCGUACAUGGGCAUUAGCGAGACGGUGGUCCACUUCGUGCUGUACGAGGGCGUGAAGGCGCGCCUCAUGGCGGCCCGCAGCACGGACGGCGUGGUCAGCGAUACUCGCUCCCCGCGGGACUUUCUCGAGUUCAUGGCUGCCGGGGCCUUCUCCAAGACGAUCGCGUCUUGCAUCGCUUAUCCGCAUGAAGUGGCAAGAACGCGUCUCCGUGAAGAAGGCGACAAGUACCGCAAGUUCUGGCAAACGCUGCACACAGUUUGGAUGGAGGAGGGAUAUCGCGGAGUCUAUAGGGGCCUCGGCACCCAGCUAGUCCGGCAAAUACCAAACACAGCAAUCAUGAUGUCGACCUAUGAAGCAGUGGUGUACCUCCUCACCACGCACUUCAAUAGUUCCUUCUAUGAGAACACUUAG